CAUUGUCAGUAAGCCCGCGGGGAAGAAGCCGGUACCCAGCCUUCUUGGAUAGAACGUCAUUCGGCUCCCUCUCCUCGUCGGUACCUGUGUCGUGGACUUUUAAACCUAAUAAGAUGUCUCCAAAGAUCAAGGCUGGCUCUGUUGUGGAGAUGCAGGGAGAUGAAAUGACUCGGGUCAUCUGGGAGCUCAUUAAGGAGAAACUCAUCUUCCCCUACCUGGAGCUCGACCUGCAUAGCUACGACCUCGGUAUGGAGAAUCGAGAUGCGACUGAUGACCAGGUGACGAUCGAUGCAGCGGAGGCGGUCCGCCGUUACAACGUGGGCAUCAAGUGCGCCACCAUUACACCAGAUGAGAAGCGCGUGGAGGAGUUCAAGCUGAAGCAGAUGUGGCGCUCACCCAACGGGACCAUCCGUAACAUCCUUGGGGGCACGGUGUUCAGGGAAGCCAUCAUAUGUAAGAACAUCCCCCGCCUGGUGUCCGGCUGGACCAAGCCCAUCAUCAUCGGCAGGCAUGCCCACGGAGACCAGUACAAAGCCACGGACUUUGUGGUGCCUGGGCCUGGGAAAGUGGAGAUGAUCUACACACCCACAAAUGGAGAGCCUGUCAAAUAUGUUGUCCAUAAGUUUGAGGGCACAGGUGGUGUGGCCUUGGGAAUGUACAACACAGAUAAGUCCAUCAGGGACUUUGCUCACAGCUCCUUCCAGGUUGCUCUGUCCAAAGGCUGGCCUCUCUACCUCAGCACCAAGAACACCAUCCUGAAGAAGUACGACGGCCGCUUCAAAGACAUCUUCCAGGAGAUCUACGAGAAGGAAUAUCGGGCUCAGUUUGAGGCCAAGGGCAUCUGGUAUGAACACCGUCUCAUAGAUGACAUGGUGGCCCAAGCCAUGAAAUCUGAGGGAGGCUUCAUUUGGGCCUGCAAAAACUAUGAUGGAGAUGUACAGUCUGACUCUGUGGCACAAGGCUAUGGAUCCCUGGGUAUGAUGACCAGUGUGCUUGUCUGUCCUGAUGGGCGCACAGUAGAGUCAGAGGCUGCCCAUGGCACAGUGACUCGCCAUUACAGACAACACCAGCAGGGGAAAGAAACCUCCACCAACCCCAUUGCCUCCAUCUUUGCAUGGACACGGGGCCUGCUUCACCGGGCAAAGCUUGACGACAGUACAGAGCUCCGAGUAUUCUCCGAGGCCCUGGAGGCCGUUUGCAUCGAGACCAUCGAGGCUGGUUUCAUGACCAAAGAUUUGGCUAUUUGCAUCAAAGGCCUUCCAAAUGUAACACGUGCCGACUACUUGAACACCUUUGAGUUCCUGGACAAGUUGGCUGAGAACCUGAAGAUCAAGUUGGCGAGCCAGCCCAAGCUGUGAUUUCAUCUCCCAACACUUCAGCAGUUUAACACAGACACACAUGCAUUCAAACACAUGCUCAUGCACACAGAGACACCUACACAGUUACUGGAAUUGUGGAACCCCCCCCCCAUGCUACACAGGAAAGGGAAGAGUGCGCUCAGAACUCCAGGAUUGAAUCAGUCGGUCAUUAGCCAGAGGGGGGGCAGUCAAGAAUGGUGCCUUGUCCACAACAAUGCACAACGAAGGCUUCUGAUCACAACCCUGCAUUGCUGCAAGACAAAACCGAACUUGUGACAGUGAAAACACAUGACACGCACACAAACAGUCUCCAGGACUGACACUGGGCCAUGACCUGAUGGCUCAGUUCUUGUGUUUACCCUGACUACACUCAGUCCCCUGAAGUGAGCUGUCAGUAUCUGUUGGUGAUCUGUGCCACACGGGGACAGUAUUGGUCUGAGCCUCUGGACCUUCACUGCCUUAUUCAUUUUGUGUCAAAGUCAUCUGUUAAUUCUGAUCAUCUCUUUCACCUUGUAAUCUUUUAACAAUACCUCAGGCAACAGUAUGAUAUAGUGCCAGAAGAGCAGAGCACUCUCAGCCUGUAUGUCACUAAUCAAAUCUCUGCACUGCAGCAGUGACCAUGCAUUCCAUGAAAUUUUACACUAAAUGUACUAUUAUGCACAGAAUAUAUGGUUUGUAAACAAAUGGUAUUAAAAUACAGUACAUACUUUUA
Molecule: messenger RNA, 2070 nt
Organism: Archocentrus centrarchus (flier cichlid)
Lineage: Eukaryota; Metazoa; Chordata; Actinopteri; Cichliformes; Cichlidae
Gene: idh1
Product: isocitrate dehydrogenase (NADP(+)) 1
Exons: 9
Coding region: 114-1358 (414 amino acids)
Biological process (GO): NADP+ metabolic process; isocitrate metabolic process
Cellular component (GO): cytosol; mitochondrion; peroxisome
Molecular function (GO): NAD binding; isocitrate dehydrogenase (NADP+) activity; magnesium ion binding
Source: RefSeq, a predicted model, not a curated record